UUUUCACCAUUCCGCAUGCCAGUAGACAUUCUCUUUAGACCCGUUGUCAGUUCUAUAAUGGACAUCAUUAUAACAGUUGUUUGCCUUUUGGGAGCAGUGAGCUCACUUGUUACAAUUGUUCUGAAUGGGAAUUUGGUUUGGAAAAUUGUUCUGAAAAAAUCUAAACGAAAUGACGACUUGCAACUCUUCUACUACCGUUUCACAAUGGACAUUUGCUUUUCGACUUGCUUGCUCGUCUACAUUAUUUUUGUGAUACUUACAAUGGAGGUACCCCACUUAUUCAGUAAUCAUCGUGGUCUCAUAGUGACCCUGGGCCUUCCAUGGUCCAACUUUGCCACGUGUCGGUCUGCAAUUGCGCUGGCAAUUUCACUCGAGAGACUCAUCGCUGCGUAUUUUCCAAUUAGAUACCGAACAGCUAGGAACAAAAUUCCGAACUUUUCCAUUUUCUCCAUGGCUGUUGCAUUUGCCCUAUCCGAAGAGCUUGUGCUCUUCGGAUUUUGCUCCUACAGUUUUGACAUUCCUCCAAACUGCCGAGCAUUCGGAUGCGCAGUGAAUCAAUGCUUCUAUAACUUUUGGACAGCUCACAGAACUAUAAUAUUUGCCAUAAUUCUUGUAUCCUCUAUAUUGCUGUCAGUGAAAUUGUUUGUGUGGAACAAUUCCAAAGGCAAACAGAGCAGCAAGCAUCUUUCGAAGACAAACCGACUAGCCCUUCUGAACACCUGCACUGUCUUCAUUUUUGACUUUGUCCCAUCUUUCUUCGGAACCAUGUGGCCUACAGCACCAAUGUUCAACUUUGAUCUCGUCGGGCCCUACAAUGCUGUCUCUAAAAUCACUGGGUGUGCAAUUGACUCGUUCCUCGUCUCCAGACUUCUGCUGAAAAAAGAUCAUGGAGUUGCAGCAAGUACUGUAACAACUAUACUUCAAAAAGUCUCAAGAAAUUCGUCCUUAUAAUUGUUCGAUUUUAAUCACUAGCGUUGUGCUCUUUUUUAAAUAAUUGUCUCAUGAAAACCUUAUUUGUGCAAACAUCGUGACGCAAAAAUGCGGCCGAAAAUAAAAUUUCCAUCGACGGCAAA
Messenger RNA from Caenorhabditis elegans, 1073 nucleotides. RefSeq names its product Serpentine Receptor, class BC (Class B-like) (gene srbc-32). The record is from RefSeq and is marked reviewed. Bases 58 to 951 code for a protein of 297 amino acids. NCBI's taxonomy places the organism in Eukaryota, Metazoa, Nematoda, Chromadorea, Rhabditida, Rhabditidae. The transcript is spliced from 6 exons.